This is a messenger RNA of Triplophysa dalaica, 1538 nucleotides long. Its product is annotated as paired mesoderm homeobox protein 2. The transcript is spliced from 4 exons. The record is from RefSeq and is a predicted model, not a curated record. The coding region runs from base 162 to 947 and encodes 261 amino acids. Gene Ontology annotation, biological process: regulation of transcription by RNA polymerase II. Gene Ontology annotation, molecular function: DNA-binding transcription factor activity, RNA polymerase II-specific; RNA polymerase II transcription regulatory region sequence-specific DNA binding. NCBI's taxonomy places the organism in Eukaryota, Metazoa, Chordata, Actinopteri, Cypriniformes, Nemacheilidae.
GAACCAGGCUCUGUUUUACUUGGAUGCGUGGUCAUAGGUGAAUCACGUGACUUGGCGAGGGGGUGGGACACCCGUGAAAGUGGAAUUCACACCUGACUCAGAUUUUGAUUUGCAGCUGAAAUUUGUCCAGAAGGAAGGAGGAUCUUUGCUGAAUCUAGGCCAUGUUUGGCACAGGGCAUCUGGUGUCUCCUCUGUCUCCCGCUAUCUUCCACUCCUCGGCUGCACAUUUCUUUCCGGCCUUCCCCAGCAGGUUAGGUUCACCGCAGAUCUUCAUUCCCGGCCCGUUGUUCAGCUACGAGCUACUGCGCAGCUACCUGCAGCCUGAGCCCUGCAAGCAAGCUUUGCUGUUGGCCUCUCAGGCAUCAGGACACCAUGCUGACAAUAUUGAUGAACCCCGGCCAGUGAAACAGCGGCGAGCACGGGCCAACUAUAACAGCUGGCAACUGGAAGAACUGGAGAAGGCCUUCGAGAGCACACACUACCCCGACGUCUUCAUGAGAGAAGCCUUGGCCCUCAGACUGGACCUGAUCGAGGCCAGAGUGCAGGUGUGGUUCCAAAACCGCAGGGCUAAAAUGCGCAGACAGAUGAAACUCCAAGGCCAGCCAGCUGAGCAGUGUAGCAGGAGUGAAGGAGACAACAGAGCGGCUGACCCAUCCAGCAGUGGUCCAGAGCUCCACAGCAGCAGCAGCCCAUGCCGGGAGAGGAAACAGGACAGAGGAAGCCCCAUUUGGCCUAAACCCACCUCAUCCUCUAUCCAUAGCCCCGUGAGCAACAUGCAGGAGAUGUCGGAAGUGUCCAGUCCUGAGGACUUCCGCUGCUGUAGCAUUGCCAAACUUAGGGCGAAGGCCAGGGAUUAUGAAGCGGAGAUCCACAGCGGUGUGGCCAAAGCCAGCAGAGGGAGACAACUGAAGACACAAGAAUCUGCCACAGUCCUGGAUAAAGACUAAACAGAUGUGACAGUAUGCAGUAUCACACAGGACCAGAGGAUACAUGCCAAAUCCCAUUAAAUUGAUAAUUUAUUGUCAUUUCAACAUCAUCCUGCUCCAUUACACAGCCAUGACUGGAAAAGCAAAACACAAAUUACAUGGCUCUGUAUUGUGCUUCCUUCUCUGAUCGUCACAACAUCAUUCAUUAUGUGAAGCCAAUGUGUUCUUUACAUUUUUUUUGUUACAUUUUAUUUGUCUUGUGGUGUUGCAAAUAUGAUAUUAAAGCGUAUAUAAGGCCUUCUGUACGUUUGCCUAUGUUUCAUAUAACUUAGUAAUGCAUAUGAGAGGUGUUUGUGUUAUACAUGACAAAUUAUGAGAAAUUACUGUAUUUAGAUUUUUUUUUGUGGCAGCAUCUAAACUAGCUGGUUUCACUGAAGUCAUAAUAUCAUUACAUAAAACAAUACCCUAAAUUUACAAGUUUUCAAACGGGGGUGGGGAACCACUUUUGGUGGGUCGCAGGAAUAAAGUGGGUCGAGAAAAGUCACUUGGUUGUUGUGGUGAAUGAUAGAUUUUCUUUGCAUGUAAAGUAUUGCAAUAAAACAUAUGUCAUUC